This is a messenger RNA of Betta splendens (Siamese fighting fish), 1857 nucleotides long. RefSeq names its product vimentin like (gene viml). Gene Ontology annotation, biological process: intermediate filament organization. Lineage: Eukaryota; Metazoa; Chordata; Actinopteri; Anabantiformes; Osphronemidae. The record is from RefSeq and is a predicted model, not a curated record. Bases 97 to 1467 code for a protein of 456 amino acids. The transcript has 9 exons. Gene Ontology annotation, molecular function: structural constituent of cytoskeleton. Gene Ontology annotation, cellular component: cytoplasm; axon; intermediate filament.
UUGGGAAACGCCCUCCCGGGCUGAUGCUGUUGGGACAGGAGCACCGCAAAGUCUGCGACGUUUCUUCAGCAGUUUGGCGCAAAACACACCCGGAACAUGAGUUACAGGUCAACUCCGCAUUCGUCCUAUAAGAAGAUGUUCGGCGGCGACAGAGCCUCGUCCAGGACCUACACCAGCCGCCAGUUCUCCGGCCCCGCGCGCGCCACCUCCCGGGUGUCCUUCGGGCUGUCGUCCUCCCCGACCGUCUACGCGUCGAGGACCCACCGGCUCCGCAGCGGCGCCGCCGUGCCCCGUUUGGCCUCCGAGAACCUGGACUUCUCGCUGUCCGACGCCAUCAACAGCGAGUUCAUCACGAACCGCACCAGCGAGAAGGCGCAGAUGCAGUCGCUCAACGACCGCUUCGCCAGCUACAUCGAGAAGGUGCGCUUCCUGGAGCAGCAGAACAAGAUCCUGCUGGCGGAGCUGGAGCAGCUGCGGGGCAAGGGCACGUCCCGCGUGGGAGACCUGUACGAGGACGAGAUGCGCGAGCUGAGACGCCAGGUGGACCAGCUGACCAACGAGAAGGCCCGCGUGGAGGUGCACCGGGACAACCUGGGGGACGACAUCGACAGGCUGAGAGAGAAGUUGCAGGAUGAGAUGUCCCAGCGGGAGGAGGCCGAGACCGUCAUGCAGAGCUUCAGACAGGACGUGGACAAUGCAGCCCUGGCCAGACUGGACCUGGAGCGGAAGGUCGAGUCUCUCCAGGAGGAAAUCAACUUCCUUAAGAAGCUGCAUGAUGAGGAAAUGCUGGAGCUGCAGAACCAGGUCCAGCAGCAGCAGCAGCAUGUGCAGAUGGACAUGGACAUAGCUAAACCUGACCUGACAGCAGCUCUGAGGGACGUCCGUCUGCAGUACGAGAACCUGGCCUCCAAGAACAUCCAGGAGUCUGAGGAAUGGUACAAAUCAAAGUUUGCUGAUCUGACUGAGGCUGCAGCCAGAAACAAUGAUGCCUUGAGAGUGGCCAAGCAAGAGGCCAACGACUACAGGCGCCAAGUUCAAGCACUUACUUGUGAGGUAGAUGCUCUUAAAGGAACGAAUGAGUCCUUGGAGCGUCAGAUGAGAGAAAUGGAGGAUAAUUUCUCCCUGGAGACGAACGGUUACCAGGAUACCAUCAGCCGUCUGGAGCAGGACAUUCACAACAUGAAGGACGAGAUGGCCCGUCACCUCCGGGAGUACCAGGAUCUCCUGAAUGUCAAGAUGGCCCUGGAUAUUGAGAUAGCCACCUACAGGAAGCUGCUGGAAGGAGAGGAGAACAGAAUCUCAACCCCACUGCCAAACUUCUCAUCUCUAAACCUGAGAGAUGUAGUCGUUGAUUCCAAACCUAAUGUUGAAACUACAACAACCAAGAAGGUUGUCAUUAAGACCAUUGAGACUAGAGAUGGUCAGGUGAUCAACGAGUCAACCCAGAACCACGAUGACUUGGAGUAGUAGCGUCUUUGUUCAUGCCAAACAGCCAACACAAGCAAUAUGAAGCAGCACUGUUCUCUGCGGCUACAAGCAAACAAACCAGAAACACACAAAACAAAACCAGCUUGAAUGAAGUGCCUUUUUAUGUGAUGAUCCAGUAACACCUGUUAGCUGACACACACUGGGUUUUGCCUUCCUCCUCUGCUGAAAGUAUCUUUUGUCACAUUUGUUGAGACACAAUAAUGAAAUCAGCACAACAUAGAAAGCCUCACUUAGAUCUAUGAAAGAAUCUUUGUUUGUGACCAAAGUAGUAUUUUGACUGAUUCAUCAUGCACGCCAAGAAAUCUAUAUGCUAAAGAUGUCACAAUUUCCUGUUUGCAGCAAUAAAGUAUUAUGAGGUGCAAUCCUUGA